Molecule: messenger RNA, 213 nt
Organism: Clunio marinus
Lineage: Eukaryota; Metazoa; Arthropoda; Insecta; Diptera; Chironomidae
Source: the annotation of a GenBank genome assembly
AUGUGGUGUUAUAAUCCACUUUCAAACACGCAAUUCUUCUUUUUUAAUCAUGAAUCAUUUGCAGACGGAUUCCUGAAGACUGACAUUAGUUUAUGUCACAUGAGAGCAACGAAUCAACGGGAGAUCGUCAUUGAACAAAAUCCGACAAGGUUAAGUCAGCAUCGCUUUGGAAAUCUUAAACACGAUUUGAGUAACACUUUAUGGAUGAAUUAA